Molecule: messenger RNA, 3131 nt
Organism: Spea bombifrons (plains spadefoot toad)
Lineage: Eukaryota; Metazoa; Chordata; Amphibia; Anura; Pelobatidae
Gene: ARHGEF19
Product: Rho guanine nucleotide exchange factor 19
Exons: 16
Coding region: 417-3026 (869 amino acids)
Biological process (GO): activation of GTPase activity; regulation of actin cytoskeleton organization
Molecular function (GO): guanyl-nucleotide exchange factor activity; protein binding
Source: RefSeq, a predicted model, not a curated record
ACGUCAGGAAAGAUGGCGGGACGCCGGGGGCACUGAAGGGGGAGGGCAAGGGGUGCAAGCUGCCAAAAAGUGCAUGAUCUCUCAAAGUUGGACGGAGGCAGCACAGAACUUCAUCUGGGGAGAGACGGGAGGACACGGAGGGGAGGGAGAGAGAAUGAAAGAGAGAGCGUUGGGGACAUAAACAAAGAGGGGGGAGGGAGGGAGAGACUUGGCUAAGACAAAAGAGAGAAUGUGAAAGGGUUUCAUGGACAGAGAGAUACCAGGAAGCACCUGCUAGAGCGCAGCCGGGGCACAGCGUGCCGACACUCACCACUUCCAGCCGCAUUCGGGGCGCUCGGGACUCGGCAGGGAUGCCAUGUUCUGCCAGGGGACACAGGAGCCACGGGCUGAUCACAUGCUGACGGACAAGUCCCACAAUGAGGCCUGGUCUCUCUAACACCCUCAUGAUGGAAUACCAGCCUCUCCCGGAGUUCCAGCUCCACCGCAGCCCACUGCCCUAUGGCCGGGAGGGUGGUAUGGUGCCAAGCCUUGGAGACCCCCCACCCAGAGACAGGCACAGGGUGGUAAGGCACAUAGCAGUGUAUCAGCAGGAGAGUCUGGCUUUUGGGGGAGUUCCAACUCUGUGCAGUGACAGCCAGCUGGGGUACAGGACUACACAUGUUCCCCUUACCACCGUUAUCCCAGGAAUGACUGGCCACGUACAGGAGCCGUGGGUCAUGAGGUUCGAGAACAGAGAGGAGCCUUCAUCCCCAACUGGAACCAGAAAAGAAGACUUCACUAACGAGGAGAGAGGCAGAAAGAGCACAGAGCAAAGCGAUGGAGACCAAACCCAGCACUCCUCAUCAUCGCCCCAAUCGGAGAGCCCCCGAGUCAUCAGCAGAUCAUCCCAAGGGUCGGAGAGAGCAAAAUCUGCCUGGCGUAAAAUACGUCUCUAUCUCCCAGACACGGCAUCGGGAAACAGCCCUUCCACUCCCUCGGUGCUGGAGGACUCUGUCUUUUCGGAGCCUGAAGUUGUGGAACCUGCUGCGUCCGAGGUGAAGUUAGAACCUGAAGUCUUGGAGGUGACGGCUGUCUCGGGAAAGACAGAGCAGGAACGAUGGAGAUUUUCUGCUGCAGAGCUAAUCAGCAAACUCCAACUAACCCAGCGCAGGAACAACUUCACUGCCCGGCUUGGCAAGUCCCUCUCCACCAAAAUCACCCUGAGAGAAAGAGGAGCAUCUGCCAGCCAAGAAGGUAAAUCUGGAAGAAGAGAGAGGAGAUGUAACAGCGCAGGGGUGGCCAGCCUUCUCCAGCCGUCCUCCUGGGAGCCGGGCAACUCCUGGCUCAGGAAUAAACUCACGGAGAGUGUGGAAGGGAAUCCUGGACGACCACCUAGCCAGGAGAAAGAGAGUCCCCAAAAUGAGAGAUGUCCCCCCUGCGAAGACAAGCAGACCCCCUCAGUGGAGACCAGGUCACAGAGACGCCAGUCAUACUGUGAAAGGAGACAGUCUCGCUUUCUCCUGAGCUCGAUCCUAUAUCAGGAGUACAGUGAUGUAGCCAUAAACCGGGAACUCCAAAGGCAGAAGCGAGAGGACCCCACGGCUGACGACGAGUACGCGUCGCCCAGUCCCAAGUCCAACCUGUCCCCCAGCAGCUCCUUCCGCUCCCAGCGAUCUUCCCGAGGUUCCACCUUCUCCUUGUGGCAGGACAUACCUGAUGUUAGAGGCAGCGGCCUGCUAAACACGCUAACCGCCCAGGAGCGGAAAUUACAAGAGGCCAAGUUUGAGUUGGUGACCUCGGAGGCCUCCUAUGUGAACAGUCUCUCCAUUGUGGUGGAUCAUUUCCUGAACUCGUCUGAGCUCAGCGAGUGUCUCGGUGCCCAGGAGAAACAGUGGCUCUUCUCCAAAUUACCAGAAGUGAAGGAGAUCAGCGAGAGGUUCUUGGCUGAUCUGGAGGAAAGGCUGGAGGAAGACAUUUUGAGGUUUGACGUGUGUGAUAUUGUCCUUCAUCACUGCCCUGAACUGCGCCGCGUAUACCUCCCUUACGUCACGAACCAGGCCUAUCAGGAACAAACCUACCAGCGAUUGCUGUUGGAGAACACACGGUUCCGAGCAGUCCUGGCCAAGCUGGAAGAAGACCAAGUUUGCCAGCGUCUCCCUCUGACCUCCUUCCUGAUCCUGCCCUUCCAGAGGAUAAUGCGCCUAAAAAUGCUGGUGGAGAACAUACUAAAGCACACGGCCCCCGGAUCCCAGAAUGAAGACACGGCAAGCAAAGCCUUCACCGAACUGAAGAAGUUGGUGAAGGAGUGCAAUGCCAGUGUCCAAUCGAUGAAGAGAACCGAGGAGCUGAUCCAUCUGAACAAGAAGAUCCACUUUGAAAGCAAGAUUUUCCCCCUUAUCUCUCAGUCCCGCUGGCUGGUGAAACAUGGAGAACUAACAGAACUGGACAUGCAAAUCCCUAACGCUGCAGGAUCGCGAUUUAAGCUCAGCCCGAGGACAGUGUAUCUGCAUUUGUUUAACGACUGCCUGCUGCUGUCACGGCGGAAAGAGACGGGCCGUUUUGCGGUGUUUGCGCACGCUCCGCGGUGUGAUCUCAAGGUGACCGAUCUGAGCUGGAAACUUCAGGAGGUUCCAGGAGAAGUCUUCCAUGUGCAGCUAUGUCACGACCAGCGACCCAAGCACGAGAUUCUGCUACGGGCACAGAGCGAGAGCGAGAAGCUGAGGUGGAUCUCUGCCAUGUGCCCUUCCAGCGUCCCGGACCUGGAGCAACUGACAGAGAGCGAAGAUAUACCCCAAGUCCAAUGCAUUAAAGGAUACACAGCACAGGGGCAUGAUGAGCUGACUCUGGAGAAGGCUGAUAUCCUGAGGCUUACAGCAAAGACUAGCGACGGAUGGAUGGAAGUUAUUCGGCUCUCGGAUGGCGAGAGAGGAUGGAUUCCCACCACGCAUGUCGAGGAAAUCACCAGUAAAAACGCCCGUCUUCGGAACCUAAGAGAAAACAAACGGAUCAAACACGCGACGAGCAAACUAGAGAGAGACCCCCCUUAAAGGCGGACGCUGCUCUGUUACGUGCCUAUUUGUGGGGUCACACCGCGUAUGGACUAAUACUAAAUCCUGCACAUUUCAAACAAAAUGGCAUACAUUUCAACUCCC